This is a messenger RNA of Saccoglossus kowalevskii, 1278 nucleotides long. Its product is annotated as large ribosomal subunit protein mL65-like. Gene Ontology annotation, cellular component: ribosome; mitochondrion; mitochondrial large ribosomal subunit. The record is from RefSeq and is a predicted model, not a curated record. Gene Ontology annotation, biological process: translation. Gene Ontology annotation, molecular function: structural constituent of ribosome. Lineage: Eukaryota; Metazoa; Hemichordata; Enteropneusta; Harrimaniidae.
AUGGCAGCGACCAUGUGGAGAGUAACGAGUAAAUUCUCGCCUUAUUUCAGUAGAUUGUCAGCAACAAAUCUGCUCCGACGUUGUCCUGUUCGUAGAUGUGUGACGGGUCUUGUAAAAGAGAAAUAUGACGACUCGUAUUUCCCACCUAUUGCGCCCUAUCGGACUGAAGAGGAACAGGUUCGGGACAAGUUGUUUGAUCAGGUCAGAUCGGUCGAAACUAGCCAGGAAAUGCUUAAAAUUUUAACUAAAGGACAGGCAUGGACUUACAUGCCUCGAUCGUUCAAUGUUAGCCCAGGUUGUCUGAUGUAUUAUCAGCAUAUAACUAAAACAGUGAUUGUAAAUGAACUACCGAAAUCUCUAACGAACAAUGUGGACAUUGAAGCAGCAGUCACCGAAAUGGUUCCAAGUCUUGUGGAGUGCGUGGAGCAAGAGUUUAGUUACUGCGAUAGACGUAACCUUACAUGGCAGAAAUAUAAUUCUAGACCCCGACAACGUGCGAGAUGGGUGCAAGAAAGUCUUAUCAGAGCAAUCAUAGCAUCACAGUGUGGUGAAUAUCCUCAUUUGAUGACAUGUGAAGCUGAUUUUGAUACUGAAAUCAAAUCAUUUUGGCUUCGAGACGAUUACCGUUAUCAAAUAAAUGAAAAUCCAUGGAUUAGUAUUCGUACAGUGGAUCCACUAAAUGAGAUUGUUGACAUAAAUGAUGAUUUAUCAGUGAACAGUGAAAUACCAAUAUGUUUAUAUCUUCCUAAAUCUAUGAAUACUUUCAAAAAACAGAUCAAAAAUAUCUCUUUCCCUGGUUAUAAAAUGCAAGAUGAUAAGUUACAGCAUGGUCAUACACAGAUUAUAGUGCCACUAAUUUUUGAUAGACAACGAUGUAUUGUAGAGAAGUUAUUGCAUGAAAGACUGAAUGGUAUUGGUCUCAUUACAGGAUUUGGUUGGGCCAAUGCAUUUGCCAUGAGUCAAAAGCAUUAUUGGUUUGAUGACAUAAAAGAACCAAUGGUUGUACAAGUAAUCCACACCAAUGAUGCACAACACUACACAUUUUAUGUGUAUCAGUUGAAUACCAUAGCCCUGGAUCCACUUAGUGAAAAAACCAACAACAAACACAAUAUUAUGUGGACUUCAGGAGAAAUGAAAUUGUUUCAAGAUAUACAAGAUGGCAAGAUAAUAGGAUGGAAUUACGAUGUUUUGAAAUAUUAUAUAAUGUUUCUACUGAACAAGACCAGGUCUGGGAUCACUGCAAACCCACUCAUCAAGAAAUUAGAAACAGAAAACUAA